Molecule: messenger RNA, 1253 nt
Organism: Chlamydomonas reinhardtii
Lineage: Eukaryota; Viridiplantae; Chlorophyta; Chlorophyceae; Chlamydomonadales; Chlamydomonadaceae
Exons: 1
Coding region: 49-678 (209 amino acids)
Biological process (GO): proton motive force-driven ATP synthesis
Molecular function (GO): proton transmembrane transporter activity
Source: RefSeq, a predicted model, not a curated record
CACACCACCACCUAGGACAGCAGCCCUGCAGACCUACCAAUAGGAAAAAUGGCCUCUCUGCUCGCUCGUCCUCAGCAGGCGGUCGUCCGCGCUGCCAAGCCGGCCGCGGCGCGCCCCCUGCGCCUGGUGGUCCGCGCUUCGGCUCAGAAGCCCCAGCAGCAGCUGGCCCAGCUGGCCAAGCCCGCUCUGUCGGCCAUUGUUGCCAACGCCCUGAUGGCUAUGCCUGCUGCCGCCGAGGCCGGCAAGAUUUUCGACUUCAACCUGACCCUGCCCGUCAUGGCCGGCGAGUUCCUGCUGCUGAUGGUGUUCCUGGAGAAGACCUGGUUCACCCCCGUCGGCAAGGUGCUGGAUGAGCGCGAUAACCUCAUCCGCUCCAAGCUGGGCUCCGUGAAGGACAACACCGGCGACGUUGACAAGCUGGUGCUGGAGGCGGAGACCAUCCUGAAGAGCGCGCGCAGCGACGUGAGCGCCAUGAUCAACACCAAGAAGGCUGCCAAGCAGUCGGAGCUGGACAAGACCUACAACGAGGCCAAGGCUAAGAUUACCGCCGAGGUGGAGUCCUCGAUCGCCGGUCUGGAGCAGGAGUCGGCCUCCAUGCUGAAGUCGCUGGACGCCCAGGUUGACAAGAUCAGCGCUGAGGUCCUGAAGCGCGUGCUGCCCGAGGGCGUGCGCGUGUAAGCUCCGCGCUUGCGCGUGGUUAUCCUUGCACCUGGGGGUCAGUCGCGAUUGCGCGUUUGUUCGCUCGGGCCUUGUGCUCGCCGCGGCGCACGCGCUCUCGCCCUGUAUGCAUAAUUGCAUGUAUGCAGAAGGAUUUCUUGGAGCGGACUGGAGCUUGGCGUUGGGCUAGCAGCGGCUGAGGCGAUUGCUGGCGCGGGUUGGUGAUGUGGGUGGAGCCCCGGCGCUACUGCCUAUUGCGCGGUGGGGUCUCCGGGGUUUUGGAAAAGGUUGUGAUAUGAGCCAGCAUAACAGCUGGGUGCACCGGCGGGGCAAAUUUUGGCGCUUGCCCCCGCACAGCCGGGUUUUGCACGGGAGGACACGGGAGUGUGCACCUCGAGAGUGUGAGCGGUGACUAACUGGGUCUGCUCUGGAGUGUGGGGCUCUCUAUAAGCAGAGAAGAACACGAAUUCGUUCAGAUAGAUUUAUUGGGCCAUUUGGGUCCUCUGAUUAUUGCGGCGGCAGGAGGGGGUUGCGAAGGUGGACAGUGCGCACGCCUGGGCGCUCCCGGCUUUGCCAAUGUAAACAAACACGGAGAU